Molecule: messenger RNA, 3979 nt
Organism: Ectocarpus sp. CCAP 1310/34
Lineage: Eukaryota; Phaeophyceae; Ectocarpales; Ectocarpaceae
Source: the annotation of a GenBank genome assembly
AUGGCGACGACAAGGUUUGGAGCGAGUGGCGCCUCCGAGGCCGAUGGGCGCACCAAGCGGGGGGACUUGCUGGAGCUGUUGCUCGUGUGGCUGGGGGAGGGGCGGCGCGUGGAGGAGGAGGGCAGCAAUCGCCGUCAAGGAGAGAGCAGCGGCGUGGCGGGAGAGGUGGUCAGGGGUAACCGCGGUGCCCCAUCGUCCCCCCGACAGAUCUUGGUCAAAGUGCCGUGCGUGGAAACGAGCCGCACCGCUUGCGGCGAUGCCGAGAAAAAAUGCAAGAGGGGAAGUGCCCCGUACCGCCUAGCAUGGAACGACGAGGUCACAACGGCUGUCGCUUACGCCGACAACCCCUACGUCGACGCUCGGAACACUGCCCACGGCCACGACGACGGGAAAGCUUUGGCGGAAGACGGUGCUGGUGGGUGUUGUCACGGUGGCGGUCAGGUUGCGAACAAAUCUGCCAAAGGCAAAGGCGACGCCACCCGUGCCGCUGAUGCUACUGCAGCUGCAGCCGCGGGCCUUGUGUCUCCGGCACCAGGCAGGAACAACAUGACGGCAGUGAUGGUGCAGCUCCCUCGCCCGCUUGAAGGAGACGAGGCGUCGUCCACGACACCCGGUGGUCGAGGCGUCGGCUUCGAUGUCGGGAACGGGCGCGGUAGCAACAGCGUGCUCUCAGCCUCGGACAGCGGGCGGCUUUCCCUCCUCGAGGAGGCAAGGCCCACCACGAGUCGAGUAAUCGCGAAGCUCCGAGCCUCGGUGGCACGGGAAGCGUGCCAGGGUUCGACCGCCGCCAAGCUGGCUCCUGGUGCAACAGCAGCAGCAGGGCCGGCUUGUUUACUUCCUCUGACGGUCCUCGAAGUGCGCCCGGGAGAUGCGGCGAUUCCAGGCAGGCGGCCCCCUUCUUCUCCUGGGAGAAGAGCGGGACCACACGAUGGGCACAAACGAAGCGUUGGGACGAGAGGACGACCCCGACCACAGUCGGCAGCAGGGUUGAGCCUGGCGGCACAAACGUCGCGUAGAAUAGGAGUUCAGCACCAUGGAACCGCCUCGGCAGGUGGGAGAACGCGGGAGAAUCGUCGUGGUUUCGUGAAUGCCGCAGCAACGCUUGGACCGGCAGCAGCAGCGAUAACUCGUCGAGGAGCUACGGCGUGUAAGACUGACGAGAACGUGCAAGGCGCCAACUCGCGUCGGCCACAGUCUGCCGGGCCUGGUGAAAAUAUCGGCGACAGACGAAGGCGCGACGUGAAGGCGCAAGAUAACUACUCGUUUUUCCCUUCUGCCUCCUCUACUGGUGAAAAUGCCGGUACCGAAUGCGGUUACGACGAGAUGGGCGUCAGAAUGAUUCUGGGAGGAGGGGUGAUGUUGCCAGGCGAUGUGAGCGAGUGGGAAGCUUCUCUGUGCUCGAGCACCGAGGCAACGAGCAGGGCUGGAUAUGCGUUGGACUCACCGGGAACGUGGAGAGAAGCGGUCGGGUUCUAAUGCAGCGCCAAGUAACGCUGGAAAAACACAGUAAUCGAUUAUUCGUAUAUUGCCGCUGGCAGAUCGCCGAUAAACACUACAUCCGAGGGGGCAAGCACUUGAAUGAUUGCAACGCCCUGAGUCAUCAACUACCUCGGCUUUCGUCGUAAGAGUACGUUUCGUUGAUUAGUAUUGGUAGCGGGCAAAGUCAAUCACGCCUUCCUCGUGAUCUCGCCGAGACUUGUCAGAACAACACCCAGGUCUUGUCGGUUUCUUGAGCCUUGCAUAUUCUACCCAUCGUUGUUUAUAUCGAGUACCUUCAACUGAAAUUUCAAUGCCCGAUUUCGGGGGGGGCGCUGUAUAUGCAAACGACAUCGUUCAAGGCUCUCCUACCUACAUCGUGGCACAAUUUUGUUUCCAUCGUCCUCCUGCACGUGGCAUUUACUCUCCAAUCUACAUGUACAUUGCUAACGUAUAUUCGUACCCCAGCAGGGAAAUCAUCAUACCAUGCUAUUCUUCACUUUCCCACCAUCCGUACCUCCCAUUCAGGUUGGAAGAAACAAGAAGACAAAACCGUAUCUGCGAACUCGCACAAGAUCAGAGUAGACCCGAGAAUGGUCGACGUCUGACCCUGUCAGCAGAAACGACAUCCCUUGACCGUAUUAAUCUAACCCAUCUCAAACAUUGUGCGUGUAUCUUCGCAACUCAUUACUCUUGACGGCGUACAAGUUGUGUAGCGGCUCGAGCUCCUCGGCUUCCAUUUCAUGUAUGAGACAUUCCAUCCUUGCGGGAUAGUCAAAGCAUUGGGGAUAUCCUCACGGACACGUUGUGGCGCAAUAUUGAGUGAAACACGAGUUCGUAGACAAAUACCAUGAUACAUCACACUUCUCUUCUGUACCUGCGUAGAUGACGGUCGGAGGAAUGACAUGAUCUCGGAAACCAGUCAUUAAUUCCGAACUGCACCCUCCCAUCACACACAAACGGUCGAUUCAGGUGACGAUCACCUACAAGACUGACACGCGGCUGCCCCGACAGAAUACCGACGCCUUGCCUGGCCAAAGGUAGGCUAAGCGCCACCGUGGAUGGCGAGAAAGAACGUGGACGAUUCUCGCCUGCCCCAGCCUAAGUAUCUAUCCACUUCGACCAGUAUCACCCGGAGCUCCUGUAGGUUGCGUCAAUGUCCCGAGAGCCGGCCUUUUCGUCGCGACCAGACAGCACCAUCGCUCCUAGCAGAACCGGUAGCAAAGCACAUUCAUGGUCGUCCACAUGCAUCAGCCAGACUUUUCCCAUCACCACCGCCGCGCAUCCGCUCGCACACGAUAUUCUGUGCUUGAUCCAGCGGCGAGAUCGUACCGUGAGGUGUCAACAUGAAGUGCCUGCUGGUAGACUGCUGGCAGUUCGGCGGGAACAAGAUCUGGGGCAACCCCUACGCCGAUGUGACAGUGCAGGUGAGGCGCACGGCAAGUUCGCAGACCGUCUUGGAGGACUGAUUGGGUCUCGAGAGCUUCAUGCACGCGACAGCCCGCUGCUUAGUUGUGAUCUGGGGAUUAUAUAUAGGUGUAGUAGUACCUCUUCGGGCUCUUGGAUACCUUUUUCUUGCUACGUGUGCGUGUUCUUUAGAUCCUCAGAUGGCUCUAGCACUUUCGUGACCACGGGCUGAGAGUCUUUGCUAGAUUUUGGCAUUUAGCAACUGGCAUACGGUUUAAUGUGAAGUCAACAACAACAACAACAAUGCCGUGAACAAACAGAUUGACAAGACGUGCGGACUGAUGCGAGGUCCACGACACGUGCGUAGCGUGGUAGAAAAUUGUUCAACCCAUCCUCUACAAAUGCCGUAGUCUUGUACUCUGCAUCCUCUGCAUAGACUACACCCACGAUGACAUGAAUUCGCAAAGCCUACCAAGAGUUUCCUAGUACUGGAAGCCUUUCGGGGACGAUUUGGGGACACUUAACCCUUCUGAGGCUUCGCCCACUUUUUUUUUAUCAAAAAAGUGAUCACCGAAUCCGGUCUACUCGAUAAGGGGACAGUUAAGAAACAUCCCCGAACCACCACGCAGGGAGUUGUAUAGAACCUCUGUUGGCACAGAGCGGCAGAGCGAAGCACAUCCACACACACGCACGGUAGGGGUACGCCGGCAGGCGCAUGAAGGGUCAUACAGGCCGUCUGAGGACCUCAGUCUUGGGAGCCGCCACUCUCGUUGUCCUGACUGCUGCCGCGUGGCGAGAAGAGGUUCGUGUUGGUCGAGAGGUAUGUUCCGCGAGGGUCCUCUCCCACACACCGUACGCUCGGCUCCGUUGCCGUGGCAUGAGCUCCGACGUAGAGGACGGGGAGGAGUACUUAGAGUACAGCAGCGAGGAGGACGAAGAUUUUGAGCUGGUACAGACAGGCGAUGUCUUUAGGGCGCCUUAUGCUGCGAAAACACACAAUUCCAGCCACAACACUCGCGGCGCCAAAAGGCAUCGAGAGGAGCAGGGGGCACCGGAUACCUCCCCACCACCGCCACCCAUUAGCCAGCAGCAGCAG